Messenger RNA from Capsicum annuum, 2095 nucleotides. RefSeq names its product GTPase-activating protein skywalker. The record is from RefSeq and is a predicted model, not a curated record. The transcript has 8 exons. NCBI's taxonomy places the organism in Eukaryota, Viridiplantae, Streptophyta, Magnoliopsida, Solanales, Solanaceae. Bases 593 to 1783 code for a protein of 396 amino acids.
AAAUUCAAACCUAAUGGAUCUAAAUUCUAACCUAAAACCCAUCCCUAAUCAACGUAAAGUACUUAUUAACUAGUAACUACUAAAGUUAUUAUUUAUUCAAGUACAAAAGGUCAAAACUCAUAAUCUGUUCAUUGCUUUAGUUUGCUUUGCCGAUUCAAAUCAAAAGUACAACAGUAGCCAAAGCUUUAAAGAGAUUUUGUUGACAGUGUCAUUGUGAAAAGAAAAGAAUGUUCUAUUCUGUUUUGUUUUCUGGUUUUGAGAUGCAUUCAAGUAGGAAUUAUGGAUAUUCAAUAAACCGUCCGAUAAUUAUUUAUUCGUUACCGAACCAACCGAUAUUUUAUUGAUUGGCUAGUAAAUUUGUAUAUUUUAAAAUCGAUAACCGUUAAAUCAAAUCAUUAACUGUAAUUGUGCAUCCGAUCAGUCGGAUAAGCAGCCCUACUUUCUCCUAAUAUUCCACCCACUUUCCUUUUGUUUUACUUUUAUGAUUCAUGAAAAAGAAAAAUGGGUAUAUUCUGAAAUCCUUUUUGCCAUUGAUGGCAUAUUAGAGCAUGAAUUUGUUGUCAUAAAGGAGAAUACCAAAAGAUAGUAGUAAAUGGGUAGUGAAAACCAAGAGCAAAUUCAAGAAAAUCUUCCCCAUCAUCAUCAGGAACAGCAGCUGGAGCAGCGUCAGAAGCUUUCUUUAAGGAGUAAAGCAGCGCACUUUGUAUCUGAUGUUGCCACUGUUAUUCUCAACCCCAUUUCUGAUAAACCCCUAAAGCCCAGACCACCACCUCUCCCUGAAGAUGAAUCUGAUUCUGAUGGAAGUAAGCAUGAGUCAAAUGCAGAGGAAGAUUCCAAGGAUCUAGAUGAUGGUCCUGAUACAUCAUCUUUCUCGGCAUUUAUAUACUCUCUAUUAUCGACCUCGGGAGCUGAGAGGAAAUCUAACACUAGUGGAAAAUAUGAUAAGCAAGACGAUAGUGCUGAGUCAAUACCUGAACUUACAAUGAAGGAGCCUUGUAGAAGAAAAGCUAUAUUUUCCAGGGGUAAACAGUCCCUCGGCAGAGCUCUUCACCAAGUUGCUAGAUUAGGAGGCUUUAGAAAUCAGGGUUCGGCCAAGUGCAGCUCUGAGAUGGUGUUUGAUGAUGGAAGUAAUUCUAAAGUUUCUGGUGGUGAUCAGAUACCUUUGGAAGAUAUGAAUAAGAAACUUCUUCUGAACAAUCUUCCGGAAACUUCUGAGCCUUCAGUGCUCCUCUCUGAGAAGGCACGGAUUGCUCUUUAUGCAGCACUGCCUGUGCUUGUGCAGGACAGAAAGUGGGUCUUGUUAUACAGUACAUGGAGGAAUGGAAUAUCACUCUCAACUUUAUAUAGGAGAAGCUUACUCUGGUCGGGCAUCAGUCUGCUGGUUGUGGGGGACCGUAAAGGUGCUGUAUUUGGUGGGCUAGUUGAUGCACCUUUAAAGCCAAUGACGAAGAGAAGAUAUCAGGGUACAAAUAAUUCAUUUGUUUUCUCAAAUGUAUCUGGCCAACCAGUCAUAUUUCGUCCCACAGGUGUCAAUCGGUACUUCACUGUCUGCUCCACGGAGUAUUUAGCUUUGGGAGGCGGUGGCCAUUUUGCGCUCUACUUAGAUGGGGAUCUGCUAACAGGUUCAAGUGCAACAUCAGAAACUUAUGGAAACUCUUGUUUGGCACAUACGGAAGACUUUGAAGUUAAGGAAGUUGAGUUAUGGGGCUUUGUAUAUUCUUCAAAGUACGAAGAGAUGGUUUCUAUUUUGCGAACAGAGACACCUGGAAUUUGCCGCUGGUAAACACAGCUUUCAGAUGCUUGCCUUCCACUCUAAAUGCUCGUUUCUGUUUGGUGCCCAUGGUUGUGCACCAUGCGGAAUACAAGAUAGGUUUUGUACAUAUCUUUUCACGUGUUCAACAACAAUGUUACAUUAUAUAGAUGUGUUACUUUACAUGUAUAGUGAAUGAUUUUGAAAAUAUGCCCUUUGCUUCAUAUUUGCUAUGAGAACGAACUUGAGAGCCAACUGAAAAUAUUCAGUAAACUGUUCUCCAGAAACCGAGGCUAACGUGCUGUGAUGCUUCUAAUGUUUUUUCUUUUCUUUUCUUUUUCUUCA